Messenger RNA from Phycomyces blakesleeanus NRRL 1555(-), 1095 nucleotides. Its product is annotated as transcription factor TFIID, C-terminal. Gene Ontology annotation, biological process: base-excision repair; nucleotide-excision repair; base-excision repair, AP site formation. NCBI's taxonomy places the organism in Eukaryota, Fungi, Mucoromycota, Mucoromycetes, Mucorales, Phycomycetaceae. Gene Ontology annotation, cellular component: nucleus. The record is from RefSeq and is a predicted model, not a curated record. The transcript is spliced from 6 exons. The coding region runs from base 1 to 1095 and encodes 364 amino acids. Gene Ontology annotation, molecular function: damaged DNA binding; 8-oxo-7,8-dihydroguanine DNA N-glycosylase activity.
AUGACACCACCAAUUCGUGCAUCAAGUCUUCUUAAAUGGAAAGAUCUUAAUGUCUCACCCAAUGAAUUGCGUCUGGACACUUUAAGAUGCGGACAGAGUUUUCGAUGGAAGCAAAACAAUGGCCUUUGGUCUUGUGUAUUGAACGGUAGACUGGUGGUUUUGAAAGAAACAGACACUAGUGUUAUGUAUGGAGAGUGGGAAGAAGACAAGACAAUCGAAAAAGAUUUGAGAGACUAUUUCCAGUUGGACAAAGUAUCCUUGUCAGAAUGUUAUGAGAGAUGGUCUGGUAUAGAUCCUAAUUUCAAGGUCAAAGCCAUGGGGCUGAAAGGAAUUCGUAUUCUCAGACAGGACCCUUGGGAGAAUCUUGUGUCGUUUAUCUGUUCAAGUAAUAACAACAUUUCCAGAAUAUCACAGAUGGUCAACAAGCUAUGUGUCCAGUUUGGGCCCAAAGUGGCGACUAUGGAUGGAGAAGGAUUUUAUGCAUUUCCUCCGUUGGAUAAGCUGAUUGGAACUCAAGAUCAGCUAAGAGAACUAGGGUUUGGAUAUCGUGCAAGAUAUAUUGCUCAGACAGCAGCUCAGAUUGCAGCCGAACAUCCAGAUCAGAAAGAGCAAUGGUUGCAUACAUUGAGAAAUGUUUCGUUUGAUGAAGCCAAAACUGCACUUAUGAGAUAUCCUGGAGUGGGACCAAAGGUUGCCGACUGUGUGUGCCUCAUGUCAUUAGAUCAGCAUGAAGCUAUUCCUGUCGAUACACACGUGUGGCAAAUUGCGAUGCGUGAUUACCGCUUCAACCUCACUGGUGUCUCUAAAACCAAGACUUUAACGCCUGCUCUGUACAAAGCAAUUGCGACCAAUUUCCGUGAUCUGUUUGGCAGCUACAGUGGUUGGGCUCACUCUGUUCUAUUUACCGCUGAUCUGCGAUCAUUUGAUGAUAGAAUUAUAAAGGAAAAGAAAGAAAAGGCCGUAAAGAAGGAGGCAUUGAUUGGUGAAGUUGUCUUGAAGAAGCUAAUCGUCCCAGAUCCAGUGUUGGAUCAAGACAAUGAGCAUGAUACACAUGUCCGACGGUCGAAGCGACAACGUAAAAAUACGAUUGGAUAG